Erythranthe guttata (spotted monkey flower) is the source of this 2136-nucleotide messenger RNA. RefSeq names its product zinc finger CCCH domain-containing protein 3. Lineage: Eukaryota; Viridiplantae; Streptophyta; Magnoliopsida; Lamiales; Phrymaceae. The record is from RefSeq and is a predicted model, not a curated record. Gene Ontology annotation, molecular function: metal ion binding; mRNA binding.
CAAAGAAACAAUUCAAUAAUCAUUAUUAUUAUUAUAUAACAUCACAAAUUAUGGGCAGAAUCUCAAACUUUGUCACUAUAUGUACGUCGAGGGUAAUACCGUCUUUUCCCCCACCCAACUACUCGUACUUUUUGUUAAAUAAAUAAUAUAAAUAUAAUACAUCGAAUAUAAUAAAUUAUUUCGAGAAAUAUUAACUUAAAUAUAAUAAUCGUACACGGGUGCAGGAAAAUCUUUUGCAAGGAAUUCGCAGUUAAAAAUUCCAGACUUCUUCGAAGAAGAUCUGAAGGCUGAAUUUUAGAGAGAGAAAUCAACCUUUUUUUUUUUUAUUUUUUUUUAUUUUAACAACAAAUAAGAAUGAUGAUAGAAUAGAAUUGAAUCCGAGUAAUGAUGUUUGUUGCUCCUGAUUUUCUUUUUUAAUUUAAAAUAUUAUAUAUAUAUUUCCAUUAAAAAGUGGCGUGAUUUCUGAAAAAAAAAAAAAAAGAAAUUCGUCAAAUGAUCAUAAUCACGCGCAUGUGUGUUGAGUUGGUGUAGUAUUGAAGUCGAAAUCUGGAGUAUAAUUAUCGUAUUAAGUACAGUGUGUGCGUGUUUAUAAAGUAUUCGGAUAAUCGAUGCCGGUGAAUCGUAAAUUCCAGAGGAAUGCUUCAGCGAUCGAUUCAGUUGAAGAGAUGAUGAGAAGGGUGAAGGUAGAAGGAAAUGAUGAAAAUGGUGAAGUGGGGGAUGAACCGGUUGUGUACCCGGAUCGACCCGGUGAACCAGAUUGCAUAUAUUAUUUGAGAACAGGGGCUUGUGGUUAUGGAAGCAAUUGCCGUUUCAAUCACCCCUUCAAUAAUGCAGGAGGACAAGUGUACGGUGUUAAAAACACCACCAUUGAACUACCGGAAAGAGCUGGACAACCAGAUUGUGGGUAUUAUCUGAAGACAGGCACUUGCAAAUAUGGAUCUACAUGUAAAUAUCAUCACCCCAAGGAAAGGCAGGCUGAUGUUUUGACGAAUAUGUUGGGCCUACCAAUGCGUCAGGAUUCAAGGGCAUGUCCGUAUUAUAUGAGGACUGGAAUAUGUAAAUAUGGAUAUGCGUGCAAGUUUCAUCACCCUCAACCCGCGUUAGCUCCAAAUGUCUUACCUGCUGUUGUUGGAACUGUCUAUGGUGCAUCUGCAUCGUCAGCUGUGCCUUCGUCUGCUGUGCCUCAACUUUCAGCAAAGGCGACUUAUUUCCCUACUUCUCUUCAACUUCCGCAAAGCUACAUGCCCUUAUUUAUAUCUCAGUCGCAAGGAUGGAAUGCAUACGCGGGAGGCAUGAAUCAUUUAUCUAACGGAAUGAUGUCAGCGUCGUAUCUGCCUGAAAGACCGGAUCAACCAGAAUGCCGUUAUUUUAUGAACCAUGGGAGUUGUAAAUAUGGACCCGACUGCAAAUAUCACCACCCGAGAGAGAAAUUAGCAUCCAUUUCUUUUGGCCCUCUUGGCCUUCCUUUAAGACCUGGACAAGCUAUAUGUUCACACUACAAUCUUUACGGGAUUUGCAAAUACGGGCCCACAUGUAGAUUCGAUCACCCGAUGGAUGGAGGAUACCAUCCGUAUGCAUAUAGUAUGAGUCUCCCUCCUUUGGCGAAUGCUUAUAUCCCUAAUAUUAAUAAUACUCCCAAUAUUCAGAGAAUUUUGCCAAUAAACGAGACUACAUCUUCGAAUUUGAGUGAGUGGAUUAACAAUGGAGCAGCUACUGCAAGUAACAACAAGAAUCGUACAAAAAGCAUUGAAGGAGAUCCUUCUGAUUCUCUUCCUUAUUCUUCUAAAGCAUCUUCCGAGGUAAUUCACAACGAAUCCGAUUGACAAACAGAGUGAAUCGAGGCAUUGCUUUAUUUUUGCCUUUUCUUUUUUUUUUUUUUUUUUUUUUUCUUUUUCCUCCCUUACAUACACAUCAUGUCUUUUGAGGUGAAUGUACUGUCAAAUCGAAUUGAAGUUAAUUUAUUUUAUCGGGAAGGAUUUUUUUUUUUUUUUUUUUCGUUUGUUCGCUUGGUUUCGGGGAAUGAGGUGAGAAUGAGAAGGAUUGAGAGGAAAUGCUGUUUUGUAUGUGUGUUUUUAUUUUACAAAGAAUUGUUACUGAAUAUUCUGAUUUUGUUUUCCAGUUCAGUAUAACAAUUAA